CUCCCUCGUAAGUAUUCAAUUUAGUUUCUACUCAUUUGAAAGUAUACAUCUGUUUUGGUCAUAUAUGGAAAUAUUCGACAUAUUACCAUAGAAAACUGUAAAACACUAAGCUUUUAUUUUUUUUAUUCAGUUAUGAUGUUAAAGGAAAAUAAGAAAAUGUUUUGAAAUCUUUAAAACCGAGGGGGUAAUUCUCAGACAGUGGUAAACACAACAGCCGAAAAGUUUUGGAAAAACAUGAGCAGUGACACAUUUGUAAGGAGUUAGACAAACUUUUUAAGGAACCAUAGACAAGAAAAAUGGAUGGUCAUUUGUGAUUCAAAAUGGGCAAAACAUCACGUUUGUAGAUAGAGGUUGAAGGCCAUGUUUGAAACAUGAGGUUGGUAACCAUUGUGUUGCUAUGGCAUGUGAUGUGUUGCUAUGGAGAUGGCAUGCAGCAUCUGGUUUUACUGGACAGCCUUCCCCAGUCCUUCCAGUUGAAUUCUACACCAGAUGUUGUCAUCACCACCAAUUUCAGCGGGUCGGUUAGCUUCAAGGAGUCCAGUGAUUUCAAGGUCCUGCUGAACAUUUCCUCACCAAGUAUUGAUGAUGCCUACUCGGUGAAAGCAGCCAUUCAGGAAAGCAAAGGGAGACUACUGAUACAAGUGUUUGAGGAAAGAAUAUCAGGAUCUGUGAUAAGCCUGCCAUGGAUUUUCAUUGGGAUCGGAGUGGGGGCUCUGAUAGUGGCAGGCCUGGCUAUUUUGUGGGCAGCCCGAUGGUACUUUACCAAACAGCACCUAAAACUCCAGGAGGACAACCUCAGCUAUGGCAAUGUGAUGAAGCGAUCCCGCCACAGCAUUCAUUUGUCUUCUACCCAUGCUGCCGAGUCUGUAGGCCAGGAUGGUGAGGAGACUUUGAUGGGGGUUCCUGAGGAGCCAGAAGAAGAAGAAGCUGAAAACAGAAAAAUGGCCGAGGUUCGACUGUCCCACCAUUUCGAUGAUGAAAAUGAUGACAGUGAAGAGAAGCGGUUUCUUCCCCAACAGAAGUACAGCAGCUCUGCCAGGAUUCAGCAGAAGUACGUCAGACAACACAGCCACAGGAAAAGACACCCCUCUCUUAACGAUCCCCCCUCCUACAACACCGUGAUGGACUACCCCAACAGUGAUGAAUCGGAUGGUGAGGGAAACACUCAGAAGAGGCAACUAGAACCUUUACUGGAGGACAGCCAAGCCAGCAUUGACAAGAGGUCAGAGAAUUCAUUCAUUUACCAGGAAUCGGAUGUUCGACUCUACCGGGGAAUCAAUCAGCCGAUACUACCGGUGGCAAGGUCGGAUGGUGACAUUGAAAAUCGUAAUUCAGCCAGACAAAAAGCUCCCUAUCAGAUUCCCCAGCUAGGAAAAUUAUCCAGCAGCAAGGCUAGCAGCAGAAGUUCGAUAAAAAGAGAUGACCCAACUACACCACAAGAAACAAGCAGAAGUUCCAUAAAACGAGAUGAUCUACCGAUAACACCCCAGGAAAACAGCAGAAGUUCACUCAGAAGAUAUGAACCUGUCACACCACAGGAAGAGCGAAGUAAAUCUCCAUUUAGUGGUGCAGAAGUUUAUGAUAAAAAAUCCUUAGCAGGGGACAAUUCAUCUGGUAUUGUACAUAUGGGGACAGCACGGGGGCCUCCUGUUCAGCCACCGUUGUCUCCAGUGGAACCAGGCACCCCCAGACCUGAUGGUAAUUCCAUGGACAUUCCACUGACUAGCUUCACAGGAACUCUACAGAGACAAAAAUCAGGGAGAACCCGGACAACAAGUUUAUUCAUUGACCCAGAAGCACCAGAGGAAAAGGAUGUGUUUGAAGAACCCGAUUAUGGUGAUGACGACGACGAUGAUGAUGAUGACAUAUUUGCACCUCGUGUGCCUGGUCCUGACGGCAGGAAACGACACAUUUCUGGUGAAAGCAGAACUAGACAUCUGUCUGGUGAGCGACAUCAGGGUGAGAGAAUCAGACAUCCCUCUGGAGAACUGAUGUAUAGAGUUCCGAUGGGGAGUAGUCCAGCUAGAGUGCCAUUGGGAAGCAGUCCAGUGAGGAAUCCAAAUGACAGCAGUCCAGCAAGACUGACUGCUAAAAUCAGUCCCUCAAGACAUCCUGAGAACCGCUUACGGAAUCCUCAGGUGGAUCGUUAUAGACACCAGUCUGGAGACCGGACGCGAUUUAGUGUUACCAGUGAUGGAUCAUUAUAUGGAAGCUCAGACAAUUUUGAAAAGAGAGGCACAGACAAUAAUUAUGAAGACAUUGACUCGGAUAUGGACUUUGAGAUGCCGCCAUUGGAUUCUGAUCCAGAUGUGUUGUCGGAUGUGAGUCUUCCCCUGCCGAGUCCACCAGCUUUUGUGAAGCAAGCCUCCAAGGAAGCAAGGUCUCCGCUCCGAAGCUUUGCGUACGAUGAAGUUCCCACCGCUAUGUCUUUACCCCUCUCACCUUUUGGAGAUUUUGGAGGAGGGACGUACAUCACUAUAGCUGCCUCCCCUUCAAGCACUGUGGACAGGCCACACUUUGUCUUUCCACCAACCAGCCCCAUGGCUACAGACAACACGAAACCACCAGAUAGUGAAUCGGAGAGUCUGCCUCCUCCACCAUCACAACAGAAUGGAGAGGCAUCAGGUGGCUCCAUGCUUCCUCCACCUCCAAAGUUCUACCGUCCUGCACAGAAACCUUCUUGGCACAAGGCUGUCCCCUCUUCAACUAGAAAUGGAGGUCCUGAGCAUGUUAAUUCAAGUAAGAAUGGUGGACCAGAGUAUGCUAAGAUUCAGAGGCAAGGUAGUCAGAGACAGGAACCAGACAAUGGAAACCGCAGUGGAGAACCAGCUACAGAAGGUCCCUCCAGGAGUGGUAGCGUUAAAAGGAAAAACAUUCCAGCAAGACUCCACCUCAGUAUAGUGUGUUCUCUGUGUUUGUUGAGUUUGAUUGGAGGAGUGUACAGUAAGAUGAAUGUAACAGGGACCCAGGUCCACAUCACUGUAUAUGCUCCCAAGCAUUUCUUCCACCAGAAAAUUGAAGUUUUCUUCCACCAGAACAAGCCUGCCUAUGUGGUGGAGAAUCCCUAUCAAGUCCAGGCUUAUGAUGUCCGGGAACCCAAACUGGACAGCUUAAACUCCUCCAAGUGUUACAAUUCUCAAUGUCCCCAAGGAUGUGAUGAGGACACGGGCCAGUGUAUCUGUAAAAAGGGUUACCGACCCGACGCCCACAAUAAAUGUCAAGAUGCGAAUGAGUGUAGAGAUGGCUCCUUUCUGUGUCAUGAAGAUGCUGGGUGCCUGAACAUGAUCGGUUCCUACUACUGUAUCUGCAGCCUGCCGUUCUAUGGGAAUGGCAAGUCAUGUGAGGAGUGUAAUGCUCCAUGCAGACCCGGAACAUAUCAAAAGGGAUCGUGUGAAAUCAAUGAGCAGAAACAGUGCAUUGAAUGCACUAACCAGUGUGACAGAGGUUUCUACAUGUAUAGCAAAUGUGGAAAAAGGGAUGAUUCUAGUUGUCGCAUGUGCCAUGGAGAAUGUUUAGACAGUCACUAUGAGUACCAGAGAUGCACACAGUCACAGAAUAGAGUCUGUAAAGGGAGAGAGGAAUUGAAGCCACCUGUGGGCGGUCCUAAUGUCAUCAUGGAGGACAGAGAUGAUACUUACAAGAACGACAUGACCACUAUCCACCACAGAGAAAGUACCCCUGGUCAGAACACGCACACCUUCAUGUUUUCUAAAGGUUCUGGAUUCUACAUUGAGGUGGCCUUGAAGUACCUCCAUCCAGCCCCUAUCUUUUCUCCUGUCAAUCACACCAGUCAGAAUGAGCUGGACAGCUUCCAGGGAGACAAAUCUGUGUUGGAGAGUUACUGUCCCUUUCCAAUUCCUGUCAAAUAUCAACUUUAUUACAAAGCCCAUAAGAACAUUACUUACAAGGAGAAACAGAAAUUUGGACAUACACUUAUUAGGCCCUGUAAAACGUACACCCAACACGGCCAGUACCCACCGCAGGAUGACACGACAGAGGGGUCCAUCAUGUGCUCUCAGCCAGGCCCAGUCAGCGGAGUCUUCUCUGUGUUAGACACCCAGUUCACCACCAGUACAUCCACAUGGGUGGAGAAAACGGAGAGCUGUCUGCUGAGUAAUGCGGCCUGUCUGAACUGUACCAGACACUGUGCCAGACAGAUGUUGUUACAGCCGGGGGAGUGUUCAAUAGCCGGGGGUGACAAAGGCCAGUCUCCACGACUCCCAGAAUGCUUCACAUGCUGCACGCAGAGCAACUGUAGCGACGUCUGCAAAACUUAUCAUGACUACAUCUGUCAGACAGAGAGAUGCAAGCAAGGAGACCUAAUUGAAUUUAGGCUGAAACCUGUGUACCAUCCUAAAGGUGACUUUUUGUGUCACAUGGCUCCAUCGCCGAAUCAGAAACUCCUUGAACUAGAAUACACAAUCAAACAUUACUACAACACAUUGAUGACACAGAGUUUUACCAUAUAUGGCGACGAGACAUGGCAGAAGACUGGAAAACUUAAAUCAGAUAAGCACAUUGUUAAAGUGGAGGUGGACUCCAGGUUGGAUGUGAUACCGGACAUCAUUGAAGGGUCCCCUGGUCAGAGAGAUGUAACAGUGGGCAAGUACAGAACUGCGGGGGAGAGUGUCAGAAGUUCCUACAUCCAGGGGUCUUCCGCGCCGGUCAGGCCAAUCAAGCCCUACAUCGAAACAUCACAGACAUUUGGUAAAAAACAUUGUGAUGAUGAUGCUUUGGAGUACUUGAUCUCAACCAACUCUGGGCAACCCUUCCAACAUCUGCAGACUCUGCAGGGCCGUUACCUAGGAAACUUCACCUAUGUUGUCACCAACAGCUCUGCCCAGUCAUUGGUGAAGAUAGGAGUCUCAAAGCACUCCUCCAUUUUGUUUUCACUGUAUCCUGGAGCAACUCUGAAAGAGGGAAGUUUGAAGGGCAAUAUUUCCCAUAAUUCCACCCACUGGAAUCUGAAUGUGACGGGGGAAGUGGAGUCAUGUCCAGGUAUUCUGAAUGUAAACAUCACGGAUGCGAAAUAUCCCAGCCGACCUCUGUACCAGUAUGACAUACAGGUCAAGUGUCCUCAAAACUUCUUUCUGGUGUUUUCUGUACCUAGUGGCGACAGUCCACGGUCAGACAAACAGUUCAUCGUUUCCGUCAGGGACAAUGUCAGACGAUUCCAACUUCACGUGUACCGUGCCAGGGCAAGCCAGCUUAACACAUUAAGUGGUCGGGAAUCCCAGCUUGUUCAUUCCACAGAGGCUGUAGUCCCUCCUCAUUUCUCGGUCCCGUUCAUCGUGUCCGUCUGCGGAGGAGUAUUACUGCUCAUUUUUGUGUCAGCGGUUGGAAUUGUUGUCAAAUUUGGUCAGCCUCUGGGAGACGUCCUCCAGUUCCGAUGGUGUCAUCUGGUCCUGAUGGUGAUUUAUAUGACAUUCCAGUUUAUAUACGCAGCCUGUGUCUCAAUGACUGUCUUCUACCUAGUCAUCAUUGCCAGUAAUAGUGACACCACAGCAUUUCUGAGAAACUACCAACACCAGCGAUCUGUGAAAACAGCAUUCAGUAGUCUGGAGUUGGACCACUUGCAGCACCAUUUAGAGGUGGAGCUUCAGCGACAAAGCAAGAUGGCAGCAGGCUCAAAAGAACAGUGCGAGGUCAAAAUGAGGAGUGUUAUUCAGAAAUUCAAUGAGGUGAACAGCUUGCUUGAGAAAGAAGUAAAAGACAGGGUAACUGUUGAUAAUAUCAAAGAUCUUCUGUCACGACACAACGAAGAUCUCAUACAACAGUUCACAAGCAAUCUCAACAACUACAAAGAGCGAUACAAGAGUUAUAUCAAACACACAAAAAAAGUGUUUACAGCCAACAUCGAGGAAACCUAUCGCAGCGUGGAAAGAAGUAAAUGGUUGGCUGGCCCAGAUUUUCUCCACAAAACUGUCAAGAACUUCGGAGACUUGGAGGGACGUUCUACUAAACCUUUCAUGCAGUGGUUAGGAGUACAACAGAGCCUAACUCAGAUAUCUGGAGAUGAUGUCACCAUUCCACUCCCCCAAACUCCCAGACUUUCCAAGGUGUUCAGCUCAGGAUCACAGUCGUCUAGUCAUGCUUCCAGUGCCCACUUCAACAGACCAGAGAGAACUGUCCACAAACACAACAUGUGGUUCUUUGCAGACGACCCAUUCAAAGCCAAAGAAAACCAGACAAGGUCAUCUAAAGAUCAAGCUCACACCACUGAGGCACCCCAGUACAGUGGUUACAGUGGAUUUUUCUUUGUUAUGGCAAUAAUUGACCUAAUCUGGUUCCUCCAUCGUAUCCUCAAGUCGGUCGGGGUGGCUAGGCUGCUGCUUUACGGAUAUCCAAUCUUUGUUGGCAUUAGGGAGAAAACAAAUGAUAGAAACCCUGAUGGGUCAGCUAAAAGGCAGAGUCAGAUCUUUCAGUCAGGGGCUGCUAAAACAUUUAAAAAAUUCUUCAUCAAAAUGUUGUCCAGUAUGUUUGUGCCAAAAGUCAUCGCCACCAUUUUUGUGUGCCUGUUUAUAUAUCUCGUCUCUGUGACAACAUUCCAUUUUGUCAACAGAGAGACAUUUAGCUACUUAGGGUACUACAACAAUAUGGAUGAUCUUCUGAAGCUGAACGAGGACUUUGUGAAUCACAGAAUUGAGGCCCAUGCAAACAGAAUUAACACUAUGGAGUACCCCUCAUAUCAGGAGUUAAUGAACAUGUAUGUACAGCGCCAUCUAUACUUGCACCGAACACUGGAGAAUCAGUGGCGCCACCUGCAGGAAGCCCACAGUGGCUUCUAUUGCAGAUACAAGCAGAGUCUGGAUCCAAAUGCUAAAUGUACUGAGGGACUGGAAUCUAGAUUUGGGAACAUGGACAUGGAAGUGUGCCAUUUUGAGCAGAUUGAACCUAAAUUCUAUUCAAAUGGCCACGUGUCGGACUCGUCAGUGGCAGAAAUACAAAUGGAUGCUUUCCUGACCAACAUAAGGAAACUGAUCUCAGAUACCUGUCACAUAAUACUCAUCUACAUGUCAGUCAUCAUCAUCAAAGAACUAUUAGGCACUGUGGUCUGGCUCUGCCUUAAAAGGUCUGCAUUUAUAAACCUGCGUUUGAUCUAUGAAGCCGACAAACCACCGCCCACUGCCACAGGGAGAGACAGAUGAUGCAAAUCAAAAACAGUUUAGUUUGAGUGUGAAGAAAAUCUUCCAUGUACAUUUUACGUGGUGCCAGAGGCAUUCUAGACUUGGGUGGGACAAUAGUCUGGAAGAACUUGCAUUAUAGGAAGAACUAUUGCAUUAUUAUUUAUUGCACAGCAACAGAUUUUAAUGUGUAGAUUGUGUUUGGUGCGUUGCUGGCUAGAAAAUGCAUUUUGGAAGAAUGGGCAAUGUCUUGCAGUUCCUUCUGUAAUUUACCAAUUAUAUUUGAAUUGUUUUUUAAUAUGAAACUUGAGAUCUCAUUUAUUUUCAAUGCUGGUAAUUAUUCACAUAUGGCAUAAUACUUGGUGUGUUUUGUUGUAAAAGUGAUAGCCGACUUGGAUCACCUUUUCCACAACAUACGAAGAAUUUAGAAUUAUAAAACAAUGGCUUUAAACUUCCCAAAGUUCCAGAAGAUAAUUGUAGUGUAGAUAUUUGUACAUGAUUUAGAAGUAAACCUAGAUGUGUUGUUAAAUUUGUAUUGUUAUCAGAAGGUGCUCGUUUGUUUCUUUGACUUAGGGACACAGCCAUAAAAUUGUCAGUGUCUGUGAUAUUUGUUUUCUUACAAUAUGAUUCUCAAGAGGAAAUUAAGAUUGCUGCAUUUUUAGUUAUAUAAAUUUUCAUUUUUACAGUUGAGGAAUCAUAAAACCGCAAUGCAUCUAAGUACUUAUUGGUACAUGCAUGUCCGGUUUCUGUAUCAAAGUUACAGGAAACUUGUGUUUAUUCUGAUGUAUUUUUGUGAAAUUCUUCCUUGUAUUUAAUGAGAGGAAGUCUUGUAACAGAUUUUUAUUCAAAAUUCUUGACUUUUUAUAUUAUUUUGAAACCCAGUACAGAAAUUCUUAAUACAACAUGUUUGUAUUAAUGGAACUUUGUAAUACUUUUGAUUACUAAUAAUAAUCAGUGUCCUAGAGAUAGGAGUACCUUUUGACUUGUACUUAAAAGCUAGUCAUAAUCCAAAUAAUGAACAAAGUCAUCUAUGAAGGUCUUGCUGUUGGUGCAUUUGAAACUUCUCAGUUUUUAUUAUAAGUAAGCUUUAUAUGAAGUGUGUUCAUGAUGCUAGAAUUUCUUCUUAGGAGUUGGAAGGUGUUCAGAUAUUAAUACAGGUGAUUGAAAAACUCGGGGUUUGACCCAAGCAAUGUAGUAACUGAUAGUCAUGUGACUUCUUUGGCUGCUUUUGACACUAAGGUUGUGUGAAUUGACCAAUAAAUUGAAAGUUGGAUUUUGUUCAAAUUACUUGAACAAUAUUAGCGAGUUUACACAUAGAUGCACCAAAUAUUGCUCAGUGAAAGCUUUAGAAGAUUUAUUUUAGUAGUUUUGUUAAUAGUAUUAUAAAUUUUAUUCCACCAAAGUUUAUUUUUAACAUUUUAUAGUCAUGUUUUAAUGCAGCUUGCCUGGAUAAAUAGAGGGUGGUGUAUCAAACAAUGUUAUAUGUAUUUGAGUGUAUCAUUGAGAUUCUGUGUUGAGGAUGUGGCUACGUCUCGUCCCGAGACUAACAGACGAGACUAACAAGUAAUUUCAGUUUCAAAAAAAGCCAUGAUUUCCGGCACAGUCAAUGCUUUUAUACAGAUUAUAUAUUUUUUUGUAACAGAUCAUGUACCAUAAUUUCUGUAUGAAGACGGUUGUGUGAUGACACACAUUUUGUUAUUUAGACGAUGCAUUUGUUAGUGCUCUGUGUGACAUUGCUGUUUGUGAUCUCAGUUUCUAUCGCCACAUUAAAGAAAAAAACAUGA
Messenger RNA from Ostrea edulis (European flat oyster), 8908 nucleotides. RefSeq lists its product as uncharacterized. The transcript has 32 exons. Bases 372 to 7148 code for a protein of 2258 amino acids. The record is from RefSeq and is a predicted model, not a curated record. Gene Ontology annotation, molecular function: calcium ion binding; protein binding. NCBI's taxonomy places the organism in Eukaryota, Metazoa, Mollusca, Bivalvia, Ostreida, Ostreidae.